Molecule: messenger RNA, 1947 nt
Organism: Elaeis guineensis (African oil palm)
Lineage: Eukaryota; Viridiplantae; Streptophyta; Magnoliopsida; Arecales; Arecaceae
Product: probable inactive UDP-arabinopyranose mutase 2
Biological process (GO): UDP-L-arabinose metabolic process; plant-type cell wall organization or biogenesis
Cellular component (GO): plasmodesma; Golgi apparatus; cytosol
Molecular function (GO): UDP-arabinopyranose mutase activity
Source: RefSeq, a predicted model, not a curated record
GUGAAAGAUCUCGAAAUGAACGAAGCUCGGAGAAGAAAGCAAGCGGACAAGAAAUGCUAAUACAAAUCGAGCACGUCUAGCCGGCACAAGGAAACAAGAGAUUAGCUCACGCUCGUGCGAAGAAGGCGGAUCGCUCGCAACCGCGGGGGACCAGGAGAAGAGAGAGAGAGAGCAAGGAAAGGGAGGAAGAAGGGGGAAAUCUUUGCGGGUAAUUAUUAUAAUAGCAAUUACCAGGAAGGAAUUAUUAAUAGCGUUGGUUUGGUACAGUUGUGGAUGCAACCCCCAACCCUAAUUUCUCUCACCAUUGACUCGGCUGUCCUCCACAUCGCCCACAUCACGGAUCUCUCGGCGGUUCCCGAUCCCAUCCUCGUCGAGCUCUUCCUGGAAAGCUGACAGAGAAGAUUCUGAAGUUAUUCACGGCAACUGGCAACGAGGAAAUCCUUCGCUUUGUACAGUCCCUUAACAUCAAGCAGGUCCUUACCCCAGUUCUUCCUACCAGGUGCUCUGAAAAAUUUUAGAGGUGCAGUUCAAAUCAGUUCCUUUAGUUGAAGACUGUCUUUUUUAAGUUGAGCUUUUGGGUUCCAGCAAGAUGUCUUUGAACAUUGAAGACAAUGAGGUUGAUAUUGUGAUUGCGGCACUCCGAUCUGACCUCACUGCUUUCAUGGAGAAAUGGCGACCAUUUUUUUCCCGCUUCCACCUCAUAAUCAUCAAAGAUCCUGACGUGGAAGAGGACCUGCAAAUACCCCCAGGCUUUGAUCAUCAGGUGUUCACAAAAUCUGAUAUGGCUCAGAUUCUGGGUGCCACUUCCAUCAACUUUACUGGUCAUUCAUGCCGGUACUUUGGUUAUCUUGUCUCACACAAAAAAUAUAUUAUUUCCAUUGAUGAUGACUGUCUUCCUGCGAGGGACAAUGCUGGCACCUUAGUUGAUGCCGUAGCACAGCACAUAGUGAAUCUUAAGACACCUGCCACACCAUUCUUCUUCAACACACUCUAUGAUCCAUUUUGCAAAGGUGCAGACUUUGUCCGUGGCUAUCCAUUCAGUCUGCGAAAUGGAGUUGAAUGCGUGCUGUCUUGUGGCCUAUGGCUCAACAUUGCUGACUAUGAUGCUCCAACUCAGGUUGUAAAACCAAAUGAUAGAAAUGUUCGAUAUGUGGAUGCUGUAAUGACAGUUCCAGUUAGGGCAUUGAUGCCUGUGAGUGGAAUCAAUUUUGGGUUCAACAGGGAGCUACUCGGUCCUGCAUUGCUUCCAGGGUUGCGUUUGGCAGGAGAGGGCAAGGAAAGAUGGGAGACCAUGGAGGAUAUAUGGUGUGGGUUGUGUACCAAGGUGGUGUGUGACCACUUGGGUCUUGGGGUGAAGAGUGGGCUGCCUUAUGUUUGGAGGGGCGACGGGGUUGAUGUAAGGGGUGCUAUGGAUAGCUUGAAGAGGGAAUGGGAAGGAGUGAAAUUGAUGGAGGAGAUUGUGCCCUUCUUCCAGUCAGUCAGGCUGCCAAGUACUGCAGUUACAGCAGAGGAUUGUGUAAUUGAGAUGGCAGCGAUGGUGAAAGAACAGCUGGGGCCACUGAAUCCAGUGUUUGCAAGUGCUGCAGAUGCCAUGGUUGAGUGGGUCAAGCUCUGGAAAGCUGUAGGAUCUCAGGGAGCUUAAGUUGGAUUGGAUUUAUUUUUAGGGUCUAUUUAACUAUUUCCCUUUAACCUUUAAAGCUUCAUCCCUAUAAUAUUUCUGUGGCGGAUAAAAUAAAUUUUUCAUGUUCUUGAUUAAAAGCAUGGAAGGUUUAAUACUGAAGCCAAAGAAACAUUAUCUUCUCAAGAAUUACUGUUGAACUAUGAGAUCGUUCAUUAGUAUAUGUAACAAUCAUUUUGUUGCUUGUUAGACCAUUUGCGGGCAACUUUGUCACAAACAUGUCAAUGAUGCUGACUCUUGCUUUUUCAGUGCCUUUUGUUAUUGUCUUU